AGUCACACUAGUUCAGUUUUAAAGUACUGCAGCAGUGUAACAGUGGCUGUAGAUACGUGGAAGGUUGAUGGGGAGUAUGAAUCCACAUCCAAUGCUAUUCCAUUAGUCUGUGAGAAGACCAAAAUAGUAAGAUGCCAGUUUUAGGAUCAGGAUGAAAUUUCAUUCCGUUCAUGGUCGAAACGUCGAAUUAGAAGACGGCGGUACUCGAGCAAUCCGCAACGCUUCCUUCUGUGACGCUAUAACAUUCGGAAACAAGCCUUUAUCUAUUAACUCCCGGAUUUCCAUUCAGCUUAACGCCUGUGAAGAAUGGAGCGGAGCUUUGCGUCUAGGGGUGACGUCACAUGACCCCAGUUUACUAGCGCCCUCUAUGCUUCCCCGUUUUGCCUGUCAAGAAUUUUUUUCAAAAGAGGGAUUUUGGGCUCGACCUGUACCAGAAGAAUGGGCUGGAGACGACAACAAAUUAACAUUUUACAUCAACAACCAAGGGUACUUUCACGUAUUUGUCAAUAACGAACACAAGGGGGCGCUACUGUCGGGUCUUCCGGUUAAGGAGCAGCUUUGGCCUGUUCUAGACCUCUACGGGAUAACGGUGUCAAUCAAGUUUAUAGCAACAGAAAGUAAUCCACCUGAAGAGGUUGUCGCUAGGGGUCCUGAAGCUCUUCGAGCGUAUGAACACGCCUGCCUUGAAGGCAGCGUUCCUCUUUCUCAUGCACGUAUAUUUCUUAUUGGACCACUAGAUGGCGAUAACUCUUUGCUGAAGUGGAAACUGGUAGGAAAAAGUGUUCCAGAAGAAGAGAAGGAACGGAAUUUUUUAGGAAUCGAUACAACAUUUACGUGCCAAACAGUUGAAGAAAAGGGGAAAAGCUGGAAGAUUAUCAGUAGUUUAAAUGAAGAAGAAAUGACGGACACGAACAAAAAAGUUUUUUCCACAACGUUUGAAUAUGACCGAGUUGAAGAAAAAUACUACCAAGCAAUUGCAGAAAAUAUUGUUAGGGAACUUCUUCUGCAACGAAAGAAGAAACAAGAAGAAAAAAAAAGAUCUCCAUUUGUACGAAGUGCUCUACGGCUGCACUCAAGUCUUUCUAAGAAAUCAACGUUUAGCCGUAGUUCCAAUAAAAUUGAAAAUUUAGAAAAUAUCAACCUCAAUAAACAAACUAAACGAGAUUCUAGUGAUCCAAAAUGUUCCUCCUGGGCCGAGGACAUUCCAGAAGACAUUCCCGAAAAAGUGGUCACUCUCGUGGAACUUCUCUUGAAAGAGGCUGAAUCCAAACAAGACUGGGAUAAAAAAGAGUCGGAAAAACCAGUUACUUGCUACACAGAUAUACUUUUUAAUGUUUGGAACUUUUCGGAAGAUAUUUUUCACCUCCUUCCUCAUCAGAUAUUUGCAACGUCUCAGGCUAUUUACAUGUACGUUCUAGACUUGAACCAAGAUCUUGAUGAACCUAUUCCUAACCUUUCCGAAAAAAAUGAGUCAGGAAUGACUCCUUUGAGCUUACUUCACACAUGGUUAACAUCACUUCAUCUAACUGUGUCUCAGAACAAUAUCACUUGUAAUUAUAGUGAUGAGCGACAUCUGCCGGAAGAAAAAGAUGAAAUUCCUGCGCUUCGACCUCCUGUGCUUAUCGUUGGAAUGUUGAAGAAUAUAGAAAACACGAGCGAAGAAGACCACCACAUCAUGGUAGAAGAAAAGUUUGCAAGAAUUAGAGAAAGUCUUCAAAACGCUCCCUGUAAACACCACGUGGUACCCACGUGUUUUCUACUCGACUGGAUGGAUGCAGAGGUGUUAGAGACACAACUGGAGAAUUUGAGAUUAAGGAUACGAACGAUAGCGUUAGGUCAACCUCAGAUGUCUAUGGAAGUCCCUCUACGAUGGCUAGCAUUUCAUAGAGCCGUGCUAGAGUUGCCGAAGAAGGAAGUUUACAUAGCGGGAUAUUGUCAGCUCUACGAGAUUGCCCUAAGAGAAGGAAUUGUGGAGGAGGACGAGUUCUGGGCAAUGUUACACUUCCUGCACGAACAAGGAAAACUAAUUUCAUUUCCUAGUAAUCUAGUGGACAAAACCAGAGACGUGUGGGAAGGAAUAGCCAUUCUCAACCCUCAGUGGUUCAUUGACCACAUUUACAAACUCUUCGACUCUUCAGUUCUGAUACCAACAAAUGAGCAAUCUUCAGAACCAUGUGACGGCGACGAAAGAGUGGCUAACCAGAGUGCGAGAAUAGAUGUGUCAUAUGGUUAUCUUCCUGAUGAGUAUUUCACUUCAGCUUGGAGUGGUGCUAGGGACUGUAAACGUAAAUUAAUAGAUAUCUUAGAAACCUUGGGCCUUCUGUGUGACCCUGGAAAAGAACGGGACCAAGGCAGCACCGAUGACGUGCUAGAUUCGUAUUGGAUUCCUUGGGUUGCUAGGAAACGGACACCUCGCACGCCAACCCUUUUCGACGAGUCCCAUUGUUUACGUCUCUACUUAGAUUUUCACGGCUUGUUACCAGGGUUCUUUUCCCGGUUACUUACCAGAUUAGGUAACUGGUCGUGCAGACAAGCCUGGAGAAGGUUGCCCCAAUUAGUAGCUGGUCAAGCUCGAAUUGCUGUUGACCCUGAACAUGACUUGUUAGUGGAGAAUGCUUCUUUCGUUCAUGCGGAAAUUCUGGUAGUUUUAACCAGAGUAGACAAGCCUGAUAAUCAGAAUUGGAAUUUCACAUCACCAUCAGUGCAAGCGUGUGAAAAAGUACGCCAUCUUCUGGAAACUGAACUCGAGGCAUUACGUAAUAGCUGGUACAAACGCUUGUCUUAUCGUCUCUGUGUCUCCUGUCCUUGUAGAAAGAUUUGUGUGCAACAUGGUAUUCCAGGAUGUGACGGUCCUUCAUGUCUCCAUUUGCUUCCGCUCAGUGAGUGCCUAGCCCAAAAG
Limulus polyphemus (Atlantic horseshoe crab) is the source of this 2899-nucleotide messenger RNA. RefSeq lists its product as uncharacterized. Lineage: Eukaryota; Metazoa; Arthropoda; Merostomata; Xiphosura; Limulidae. The transcript has 16 exons. The record is from RefSeq and is a predicted model, not a curated record. Gene Ontology annotation, molecular function: ubiquitin protein ligase activity. The annotation marks the transcript as partial.